Messenger RNA from Culex pipiens pallens (northern house mosquito), 1248 nucleotides. RefSeq lists its product as uncharacterized. NCBI's taxonomy places the organism in Eukaryota, Metazoa, Arthropoda, Insecta, Diptera, Culicidae. The coding region runs from base 554 to 901 and encodes 115 amino acids. The record is from RefSeq and is a predicted model, not a curated record. The transcript has 2 exons.
CUGAGGAAAAAGAAUGUAAGAUUUUCAUAAGUCUACAUCUUAUGUGCUGCCUGAUUUGAGUAUCCACUAGCCUCUCGCGAUUUUCAUAGACAAUCUUAUGACCGUCACGAUACAUUCAUAUGGUUAUAACUAAACUUUACUUAUGCAUUUGGUCCACUGUUGAUCGACUAUGGACUUCAUAAGAAAUUCUUAUGGAAUUCAUCUGUAAUUUUUAAUGGUUUUCGCUCAAGAUGAUAGUGUGAAAUUUUUUGACAUUUCAAGAUGGCGAAAGGACGGAUCGAGCAGACAAUUUUGAACGCUCGCGACUCCAAAUCGCCCGUAAUUAGUUCCGGUAACUUCUUUACAAAGCUGCCGCCGCCGCUAUGAGCUUCUGAUCGAACAAAUAAAUUUUCGUGUUUAACGCGACCUCCAAGACUCAGGUAUUUUUAGGCAACAUCAACGGCCGUUGGUUCCGCCGGCGGCCCCUCCUCAGCAUCCUCCAAAAAGAUCCGGAGAAUAACAUCGGUGAGGACAGUUCCGGCUGGUCCAAUGUUUUAGUUUGAUUGACGCGGUCAUGACAAAGGUGUAUUACAAUACGACGAACCCGAACCAGCUGGUCGGGACGAAGCUGCCCAGCAUCAAGAACGUACCGCUAUUGGCCUUCGGAUCGAUAGGACUCACGAACCUGGCGCACCUAACCCUGCUGGCGAGCACCCUUGGCCAGCACAAGCGACCGAUAUAUGCGAUCAAGUGGAACAAACGGACAACUACGCGGGUGUGGACAAACGACCAUCAUCUGAAACACGUCCACCGGCCAAUGCACGCAGAUGUUUAUCUUCCACUCGGUGAACCAGUCGUUUGCAGCACGGAUCGAACCAAAUUCAACCUCCGGUCCAUCCAUUCGGUUGGAAGAUACGGAUAAAACAUCUCCUCGAAGCAAAAAGGGAAAUGAAGUUUUGGUAAUAUUACGAUAAUUUAAAAAAAUAUAUUCGUUUACAAUUUAAAUUAAUUUUUGUUUUUAUUCAAAUGAAAAUAAGAAAAAAUGGGUAUAAAAAACAAUGUUUGUUAAUAUGAUCUCCAUAAGCAUUGCCAUAUAUUCUGUACAUAAUUCCAUCUAUGAAUGUCAUAAGAUAACUCAAUGGAAAUCUUAAUUGACGGCUUUGUCAAAUUUCCCCUCCCAGCCAAAAGAAAAUCUUAUGACAUCCGAAUAAAAUCCUGAUGUCAAAAGGUCAUAAGACGUUCUUAUGGAUUUUGCUAGUACUUUUUUCU